This is a messenger RNA of Parastagonospora nodorum SN15, 2493 nucleotides long. RefSeq lists its product as hypothetical. Lineage: Eukaryota; Fungi; Ascomycota; Dothideomycetes; Pleosporales; Phaeosphaeriaceae. The transcript is spliced from 5 exons. Gene Ontology annotation, molecular function: RNA binding. The coding region runs from base 1 to 2493 and encodes 830 amino acids. Gene Ontology annotation, cellular component: ribonucleoprotein complex. The record is from RefSeq and is a predicted model, not a curated record.
AUGACCACAGCAAUGGAGUCGUCGCGAAUAUUCGUGCGCGGUCUACCCCCACGAUUCACCGAAGACGACGUCCGCAAGCAUUUUGCCAAGUUUCCGGUUACCGAUGUCAAGUUCUUUCCCCAUCGCCGCAUUGGCUAUGUCGGCUACAAGUCGCCCGAGGACGCUGCAAAGGCAGUGAAGUACUUCAACAAGACCUUCAUUAACCUCACAAAAAUCUAUGCGGAGAUUGCGCGACCAAUAGCCGACAAGGAACUGCCAAAGUCACGACGGCAACAGAGGCUAGAGAAGAGCGCACCACAGAACGAUGAAUACAUAGCGCCACUACAGGAGAAUGCUCUCAAGCGCAAACGCGAACAAGCCGAACUCGAGCAAGACCCCAAGCUCAAGGAGUUUCUACAGGUGUACCAGGCUCCUUCCAAGACAAACAUCUGGACGAACGGGGAUACACAGCCAGACGUGGCUGUUGCUUCAGGCGAGGAAAUCGUACCCGCUGUUGUCGUACCAGAAGAUGAAAGCGACGACGAUUAUCAAGUCAUUGCGAAGAAGCCGAAGACAGCAGUCGACAAUGCAACUUUUGUGGAAGCAAAUGUCGCAAGCAAGCCCACAGUGGAGGCAAAGAGCGUAGAUUCGACCAAAGACGUCUCUGCACAACUUGACGAAGACAUGGAGGGUGUCGAGCCUAGUGGAGGCCCCGUUACCGAUGACGACUGGUUACGAUCGAGAACCAAUCGCGUUCUGGACUUGGUCGAGGACGACGAGUUGCCUGCACCAACCGAUCGAUCGCAGGUGAGCGAAGCUCCGCAGAAGCGUCAACCAGAGGUGAUCGAACAACCAGACGAGGCGGAAGCAGUUGAGGAACAAGCACCUGAGGCAGAUCACACAAAAGUGCCGUCUUCGGAUGAAGUGGAGAAGAUCCGAGAGACUGGCAGACUAUACCUUCGGAAUUUGCACUUCGAGGUCACUGAAGAUGAGCUUCGACAACAUUUCGCCAAGUACGGCUCUUUGGAAGAGGUACACGUUCCGCUGAAGAAGAGCGAUGGCAAAGGAAAGGGCUUUGCAUUCAUCCAGUUCAAAGAGCCAGAACAGGCCGUCGUGGCAUAUGACGAUACCGAUGGCACCAUUUUCCAAGGCCGUCUACUGCACAUCAUUUCUGCGAAAGCCAAGAAAGACACAAGCCUCAACGAAUUCGAGAUCUCCAAAUUACCGCUCAAGAAGCAAAAGGAGAUUAGACGAAAGCAGGACGCCACACGAGCUACUUUCAAUUGGAAUUCGCUCUACCUCAAUGCCGAUGCUGUCAUGUCUACAAUCGCAAACCGAAUGGGAAUCAGCAAAGCGGAACUUCUUGAUCCCACCUCUUCAGACGCAGCUGUGAAGCAGGCACAUGCAGAGACACACAUCAUCCAGGAGACGAAAUCCUACUUUGCCCAGCAUGGUGUUGAUCUUGAGGCUUUUCAAAGGAGCGCCAAAGGUGACCUAGCCAUAUUAGUGAAGAACGUCCCUCAUGGUGUGACGCCUGACGAGUUGCGUAAGAUGUUUGAAGAGCACGGCACAGUGACCAAGUUCCUGAUGCCGCCAACUGGCAUGACCGCCAUUGUUGAGUUCUCCAACAUUGCGCAAGCGAAGACAGCGUUCAUGUCUUUGUCGUACAGGAAGAUGAAGGACUCGAUCCUUUACCUUGAGAAGGCCCCUAAGGACCUAUUUAAGGAAGGUGCUGUCAUAGAUGUACCGCGUACAUCUACUUCGGGUGGACCGGCUGCCAAGCUCUCUGCUACGGACUUGCUAGAGGAGGCUCCUGAACCCGAGGCCGCCAACACAGCGACUCUGUAUGUACGGAAUUUGAACUUCACCACAACCACGGAGCGACUUACCGAGGCGUUCAAGCCGCUGUCUGGUUUCCGGAGUGCCAAAGUCAAAACCAAGGUCGAUCCGAAACGAGGAGUGUUAUCUAUGGGCUUUGGAUUCGUCGAGUUCAACAGUGCCGAGACAGCUUCUGCAGCAUUGCGGACGAUGGAUGGGCAUGACCUAGAGGGCCAUAAGUUGCAGAUCAAAGCUUCUCACAAGGGCGCGGAUGCUGCUGAGGAGCGUCGAAAGGAAGAUGCUGCCAAGAAAGCAGCAAGUACAAAGAUCAUCAUCAAGAACUUGCCUUUCGAAGCUGGCAAAAAAGAUGUUCGCGCGCUGUUCACCCCUUACGGCCAACUACGGUCCGUCAGAGUACCCAAGAAGUUCGACGCCUCUUCGCGUGGUUUCGGGUUUGCUGAAUUUACCACUAAACGCGAUGCUGUCAACGCCAUGAACGCUUUGAAGAAUACUCACUUGCUGGGUCGACGUUUGGUUCUCGCGUUCGCAGAGACCGAAUCGGAUGAUCCUGAGGCAGAGCUUGAGAAGAUGCAGCAGAAGGUGGGCGCACAGGCCAACAAGGUUGCGCUACAACGCCUCACAGAAGGCGGUCGUAAGAAGUUUAACGUUGCAGGCACAGACGAUCUAGAUGAAUGA